This is a messenger RNA of Aaosphaeria arxii CBS 175.79, 1846 nucleotides long. RefSeq names its product oligosaccharide translocation protein RFT1. Gene Ontology annotation, biological process: glycolipid translocation; dolichol-linked oligosaccharide biosynthetic process. The transcript has a single exon. The record is from RefSeq and is a predicted model, not a curated record. Bases 103 to 1707 code for a protein of 534 amino acids. Gene Ontology annotation, cellular component: endoplasmic reticulum membrane. Lineage: Eukaryota; Fungi; Ascomycota; Dothideomycetes; Pleosporales.
UUCAGCCUCAAACGGAACAGACCAUGAAUCUUUACUCAUUUUCGCAAUAGUAUUAUUCCGAUUUUGGCAUACUUGAGCAUUUCCCCUGGCCGCUCCACCGAUAUGUCGGGCUCUGUCGUGUCUGCAUCGGCCAAAGGAGCCACCUUUCUGAUUCUGCUUCAAGUUGGUUCCAGGGCGCUGACAUUCGCGGUCAAUCAGGUCCUACUGCGUUUUCUUUCUCCAGAGCUAUUGGGAAUAUCGGCCCAAUUAGAGUUAUUUUCCAUAUCUACCUUGUACUUUGCAAGAGAGAGUCUACGCGUUGCUUUACAACGUCAAGCCCAUAACGUUCAAGCGGUCGUCAACCUCUCUUACCUGGCCGUGUUCUUUGGUACGCCCCUGGCGUAUGGUCUUGCCAUACUAUGGCUCCAGUCAGAUACUCCAGACGUACCAUAUUUCAUGGAUGCAUUAUGCUUAUAUUGUCUGGCCACCUUCAUUGAGCUCUUCACUGAGCCAGCAUUCUCGGCAGUCCAGCAAAAGAUGCUUUACAAGAUUCGUGCAUCGGCCGAAAGCACUGCUACACUGCUUCGUUGCUUUGGAACAUGUGGAUCUGCGAUUUGGGCAAGCAAGGUCGGACUUGACAUUGGGGUUCUACCCUUCGCCAUCGGCCAGUUAGCCUACGCUUUGGGGUUGCUACUGGUAUACACAUAUAAAAUGUGGCCAGUUGCAAAGGCCGAGCGUUUCUCGCUCGGUCCAAAGCAAAUAGCCUCGACGAAUGAGAAUCCCAUGAUAUUCAACCAUCUAUCCGCGCCGUUGCUGCGAUUGACCGGAUCUCUCACCCUCCAAUCAGCCUUGAAAUACAUCCUCACGCAAGGAGAUUCCCUCCUCAUCACGACAUUUGCCUCUCUCGCCGACCAAGGAGCCUACGCCCUAGCCUCCAACUACGGCGGCCUCGUCGCGAGAAUGGUAUUCCAACCGAUAGAAGAAAGCAGUCGAAACCUGUUCGCCAAACUCUGCGCCGACGUACCUCCAACCACGCCUUCGACAGAAGACAAGCAAAAACUCACACAAGCCGCCAGGAUAUUAUCCAUGAUCCUCCGUCUCUACGCCAUCAUCUCGCUCUUCGCCAUCACCAUCGGCCCCCAAUUGGCCCCAUUGCUCCUGACACUGGUAGCAGGACGCAAAUGGUCCGCGACCUCAGCCUCAGAAGUCCUCUCGACAUACUGCUACUACAUCCCCUUCCUCGCCAUCAAUGGCGUCACGGAGGCCUUCGUAGCAGCCGUCGCCACCAACAAGCAACUCUACAUCCAAUCCGUCUUCAUGGGCGUAUUCUUCGCGCUCUUCGCGGGAAGCGCGUGGUUCUUCAUCGGCCAGCUAGGCUGGGGCGGAAGCGGCGUCGUCGCCGCCAACACUGUAAACAUGGGCCUGCGAAUCGUCUGGAACACAUGGUUCGUGAAGCGGUUUUUCGCGGAGAGGGGGAUACUGUUCAAUGUUACGGAGACGUCGCCCACGGUGCUUAGUCUGGUCACCGCGGCUGCCAUACCAACACUGAUAAAGACCCGGCCGGCGGAGAGGUACUUGGCUAGGUACGGUCUGCUAGGGGAGAUCGUUUCUGUCGGAGCUGUUGGGGGUGUCUUCGCUUUGACGGUGCUUGUCAUGUUUGAAGGGAGGUUUCUGAGGGACUGUUAUAGGAUGCUAAGGCCUGCCCAGACGCAGAAGAAAACACAGUAGAUCACAUCUUUCAUCGUAUCGAGACGGUUCGUCCUUUCACUUCACGAUACACAUAUAGAUAGCAUAGCACAGCACACUGAUAGUUGACCUCAGACCAGAAGGUCAAUCAAAUAUAUAUAUAUAUAGACAUACAUACAAA